Messenger RNA from Tremella mesenterica DSM 1558, 381 nucleotides. RefSeq lists its product as uncharacterized. Bases 1 to 381 code for a protein of 126 amino acids. The transcript is spliced from 5 exons. Gene Ontology annotation, biological process: maturation of LSU-rRNA from tricistronic rRNA transcript (SSU-rRNA, 5.8S rRNA, LSU-rRNA); translation. Gene Ontology annotation, cellular component: ribosome; cytosolic large ribosomal subunit. Lineage: Eukaryota; Fungi; Basidiomycota; Tremellomycetes; Tremellales; Tremellaceae. The record is from RefSeq and is a predicted model, not a curated record. Gene Ontology annotation, molecular function: structural constituent of ribosome; mRNA binding.
AUGUCGUCUUCAUCCAAAAUCAAGGCUUUUGAGCUUCAGUCCAAAAGCAAAGCCGACCUCCUCACUCAGCUUACGGAACUGAAGACCGAACUGGCUCGUUUGAGAGUGCAGCAGAUUUCGGGUGGAGGUGCGAACAAGUUGACGAAAAUUGGCGUUACUCGCAAAUCCAUCGCUCGCGUUCUCACUGUCAUCAACCAGAAGCAACGUCAAAAUCUGAGGGAAUUCCACAAAAAGUCAAAGUAUCUGCCCCUCGAUCUCCGACACAAGAAGACCCGUGCGAUCCGUCGACAAUUGAGCAAGAAGGAGGCUUCCGCCGUGACGGAGCGUCAGCACAAGAGGCAGAUCCACUUCCCCCAGCGUAAAUAUGCUCUUAAAGCUUGA